AACUAGAAAUGUAUGGUUUUAGUAUCCAGUCAGACACGGACUUGUGGAGGAUUGGGAUCUUAUGGAGCGCUUCCUCAAGCAGUGUAUUUUCAAAUAUCUACGAGCUGAGCCAGAAGAUCACUACUUCCUGCUCACAGAGCCUCCUCUCAACACUCCUGAGAACCGAGAAUAUACUGCAGAGAUAAUGUUUGAAACAUUCAACGUGCCAGGACUGUACAUAGCCGUACAAGCCGUGCUAGCUCUGGCAGCUUCCUGGAUGUCCCGCUCUAUAGAGGAGCGGACUCUCACCGGCAUCGUGGUAGACAGUGGAGACGGAGUCACUCACGUCAUACCUGUGGCAGAGGGCUAUGUCAUUGGAAGUUGCAUCAAACAUAUUCCGAUUGCUGGACGCAACAUAACGUCUUUCAUCCAAUCGCUGCUGAGAGAGCGAGAAGUAGGCAUCCCUCCCGAGCAGAGUCUGGAAACUGCCAAGGCGAUCAAGGAGAGAUUCUGCUACAUUUGUCCAGAUAUUGCCAAAGAGUUCGCCAAGUACGAUUCAGAUCCUUCUAAAUCUAUCAAGAAAUAUGAAGGCAUCAAUGCAGUAACCAAAAAGCCAUUUUCAGUAGAUGUGGGAUAUGAGCGAUUUCUUGGACCGGAAAUCUUCUUCCAUCCUGAGUUCUCAAACCCAGACUUCACUCUGCCGAUAUCCGACAUAGUCGACAACGUCAUUCAGAAUUGUCCGAUUGAUGUCCGGCGGCCGUUGUACAACAACAUCGUUCUGUCCGGAGGUUCUACGAUGUUCCGAGACUUUGGACGGAGGCUCCAGAGAGACAUCAAACGGGUAGUUGAUGCUCGACUUCGGGACUCUGAAGCUCUCUCGGGAGGACACAUCAAGCCGAAGAAGAUUGAUGUUCAAGUGAUUUCCCACCACAUGCAACGCUACGCGGUUUGGUUUGGUGGAAGCAUGCUGGCCUCUACGCCUGAUUUCUACCAGGUCUGCCACACAAAGAAGAACUACGACGAGUACGGGCCGAGUAUAUGUCGUUACAACCCAGUAUUCGGUACUAUGACAUAAUUGCCAUUUCAAAAUUAUUUAUUAUGGGUUAUUUGAACUGUCAAAAGUUGAAGUACGUUACUUGAAGUACCUUAAUGUUUUUAAUGUGUUUUAAUGUAAGUUUCAUAAAUAGCUUACAACAUUCAACAUGCUUUGGAAACACAUGUUAGGUAAACUGUGUCACCUUGGUGUGAUUACUUUUUUAUCUAUUGUUAGGCUUGUUAUCAUUGAUAACAGAAGUUUUAGAUACAACUUGUUCACAAACUUGUAGUGUGUUAUCAUCUUCACUACUGCUCUAGUUGAAUUCUGGCAUUUUAUGAUCACUUUGAGGUUACAGCUGUUGCAUGUUUUGUAGCUAAUAUGAAUUUGAAAUACUAUUAACUCAUGGUAGAGGUUUAGCUCUAGUUUGAGCAUCAAUUUAACAUAUUCAAGAAAGAUAAAGUAUAAUGUUGUGAUUACUAUAGUUUUCAGUUUAAAAAAGCAAUAAAAAGCUCAAUUGCUACGUAGAAAUGAUCCCUUUGGAUAACUCAAAAGUGUAGAGUUGCAUCAUCUUAUCACAAUAAAUAUAAUUUAGAAGGAAAUGCCAUAAAAUGUUUCUCAGGCAGUUGAGUUGCUUUGAAAGUCUAUUAUAGCCUUAGACUUUAUAAAAUCAGUAAUUUCAAUUUUUUCAGUAUCUUUUUUUGCAUUCACUCUGCAGCAUCACAACAUUGUUAACCCUGAAACUGGUGGUCAAACUCCUGUCAUUGGCAGACUGCCUUAUAUUUAUUUUAUAAGUAUAAUAUAAAGUAAUUAUAUUAUAUACUAUUUUAUUCAGGAAUUUUCAAGGAAAAUUUUCCUUAUCAAUAAUAAGUAUAUUUGUAUUUUAAAUUUUGUCACUGCAUGCUUGCAAAAAAAUUAUUCAAAGUUUUUUUAUUUGUACAAAAGUUAUGAUUGGCAAUAUGAAAAAACAAAAUAUACAAAAGGUAGGUCAUUUAAGUUUGAGUAACCAAAAGUAGUAAAAGGUCUUUUUUUAACAUAUUAUGGUAAAAAAAAACAAGUACAAAAGGUUAAAUCGCCACUUGCCAAAAAAAUAUAACUUAAAUGUUCUCUUUUGAUACAUUUUUCUAUUGUAACUAGUUUUUAUAAACAAUUUCACUUUUAGCUUACAUAUAAUAGUACAAAUAAAUGUUACUAAAAUAAUAAAAGUUCUCAAAUAUCACUAAAGCGAUCAUGAAAGUUAUUAUCCAAUGUUGUAAUAAACUGUAAUAACCAAAACACACAUUCACAACACUUAAACAUGUAAUUACUACUCGUAAUUAAGAAACAGCAACUUCUGAUCGGUAGAAUAAAAACAACUGUAUGAACCAGUUAAUUUGUUGCAGUGUGCACAGCUGGUGCAUUCCGCGAAAAUGUAAGAAAUAUUUCCGAGAUUACAAAACAUAUAGAUUUGUAACGGAACAUAAAAAUGAUCUGAAAGUUUAUUAUUUGAGUAAAUUGUGGACAUUUCUCUUCCAGUAUUAACAUCAGUUUGUUUUGAGCAUAUUUCAAAGGCUUAAGAAAAAAACCAUAGGCCAUGUUAAAAAACCUAAUAUUGAGCACUGCCAUCUAGAAUGAAUUUAAACACCCAAUAUCGGGUUUUUGCCAGUUGUAGGGUUAAAUGUUUAUCAAAAUUAGCAAUAACUGAACUAUCCUGAAAUCUCUUGAGCAUUUUGGCUUGUCUAUGUUCAAUGGCUUACACUAUUUUGUUCAAGAUUCAAAACUUUACCAUAGUUAUAUGCCCAUUCCUAAUUUGGUUAUCAAUACAUGCUGUGAUAAAAACAUUGUGUUCUGUAGCUUAGAACCUUUUAGUUUCAGUUUAAUUUUAAGGUAUUUUAUUAAUUUUUAAGUUAUAUUAAUUAUUAUAAUCUGUAUUUACAUCAAAAUGCAUUAAACUCAUUAAGGUACUAAACACCUGUAUUAUGGAUACAUUCUAUGCCUGUAAAUAUAGUUAAUUUCUUUUCAGUUUAUUUGAGUUGUGAACUUUUAUUAUUGUAUAUUAUAUAUUUUAAGCUUUUAUACAUAUAAUUUUUGCAGAAGUAUUGUUGCAUAAUAGAUAAUAUUAAAUAACAUAUUGAAUGUUUUUUAAUAAAUUAUUAAAUUGUCA
This is a messenger RNA of Homalodisca vitripennis (glassy-winged sharpshooter), 3155 nucleotides long. It is a transcript of the gene Arp3, whose product is annotated as actin-related protein 3. Bases 62 to 1054 code for a protein of 330 amino acids. Gene Ontology annotation, molecular function: actin filament binding. The record is from RefSeq and is a predicted model, not a curated record. NCBI's taxonomy places the organism in Eukaryota, Metazoa, Arthropoda, Insecta, Hemiptera, Cicadellidae. Gene Ontology annotation, cellular component: Arp2/3 protein complex; actin cortical patch. Gene Ontology annotation, biological process: Arp2/3 complex-mediated actin nucleation. The transcript is spliced from 6 exons.